Molecule: messenger RNA, 2175 nt
Organism: Geosmithia morbida
Lineage: Eukaryota; Fungi; Ascomycota; Sordariomycetes; Hypocreales; Bionectriaceae
Exons: 3
Coding region: 1-2175 (724 amino acids)
Source: RefSeq, a predicted model, not a curated record
AUGUACUGCGGGAAGCGCAGCAGCACAGCCAGCAAGCACGCCCGGAGCCAGGACAUGAGCCAGUCGUUCCUCGACGCAAGCGCCAUGUUCAGCUCUUGGAAUGACAAUAUCGCCGCCAUGGCCCACAAUGCCCGUGUGCCCUACGGACAUGGCAUCAUGCCGACCAACGGCUUUGAUAUCUUUGACCAGCAGAGCCCGCUCACCACGCCGACCUUCUUCAACUUCCACGAGGCUCAAACCCCGUCGGCUCCUGAUGCCGCCGAGAGGAACAGUGGUCACUCCCGCAAAUCCUCGCGGAGAAUCAGCAACGGCAUCGCCAAUCAGGUCAGCAAGUUUGAGAACAUGACUGGCGAGCCUGACACCCCCAGUGACCGUUCUGUGAAGCGAGAGUCCCAGCCUGACCGUUUCUCAGAGGGAUACGACGGCUCUAUGGAGGAGACAAUCAAGCCUUUGAGGAGGCAAAAGGCCAGGCCUCAUAGUCUGGCCAUCUUCCCCAGCCGCGCCCCCUCUGCCGAGCCCCAAAGCAACGGCAACAACGUCACCUGCCCCAGCACCCCCAAAUCGGGAACUUGCCCCAUGCCCGAGACUUUCCCCUCCGAUUCAAACCUGGAAUCCGUCGCUCACGACGAGACAUUUGAGUCGUUUGACGACGCCAGGAGCAAAAUCGAUGACUUCACCUACCCUCCCCGCCAGCCCGAGAACCAGCAGCAGCACAAUGCCCUCAUUACUCCUCACCAGAACCAACAGUCAUCUGCACCAUUUGAGAGCAGGCCCAUGUCUUUCAGGACAGCUGCACCGACGAUGGCUACGCCUCAUCCAAGCCAGGCGGCACCAUACUCGACCAGGGCCACGUCCGUCGCCCAGUCGGGGGAUGAGUCUCAGCCCCAGACGCCCACGUCGUCGAGCUGUCACAGGUCCCCCCACGCCCACCGCCGCACCGAGUCCAUGGCCAGCAUGCAAAGUGCCGCCUCCAUCUCCAACAUCAACUUUGAGGAAGCCAAGCUAGAGACGGGCAUCUCGCACGAGGAGAUUUCCCGCUACAUCAUCGGCCCGGACCCAGCCGACGCCAAGUGGACGUGCACCUUUGACGACUGCGGCAAGAAGUUUGGCCGCAAGGAAAACAUCAAGUCGCAUGUGCAGACUCACCUCAACGAUCGCCCCUACCAGUGCCCCUCGUGCAUCAAGCGCUUUGUAAGGCAACACGACCUCAAGCGUCACGCCAAGAUCCACACGGGCAUCAAGCCUUACCCAUGCGAGUGCGGCAACAGGUUCGCCCGGCACGAUGCCCUGACGCGCCACAAGCAGCGCGGCAUGUGCGUCGGUGCCUUUGAGGGCAUUGUCAAGAGGAACGUCAAGCGUGGCCGCCCCCGCAAGCCGCGUCCCGACAUGGACGACCGCAUGGACAAGGCGUCGAGGACCCGGAGAAAGAAUGCCUCGACCAGCUCUGUUUCAUCGUCCCAGUCGUUCUCUCAGUCAGACAGUUCGGCCGCGACGACGCCCGUCGACUCCAGCGACAUGUUUGACGACCUUCUCCAUUUGUCGACUGGCAUGAUGCACAGCCAGCACCAGAACCAGCAGCUGCCCCAACUUCCUCCGCAGCAGAGCCACUACCCCCACGACAACAACCCGUCCUCGUCUGCACCCAUGCCCUCGUCUUCCAGCGGACCCUUUGGCAGCGACGGCGGACCCUUUGGCAGCGACGGUGGACCCUUUGGCAGCGAAGGCGGACCCUUUGGUAGCGACGGCGGCCUGUCACCCUCGUCGUCCCACCAAUCAUUCGUCAGCCCGCACGAGAUCAUGGAGGGCAGCACGCCUCAAGUGUCGUCUCCCGAGAGCCAGAUUCGCACUCCUCCUAAGCAUGAACUGACAGACGGGCAGCUGGCCAUGCUGGUCAUGAACCCUUCUGCUACGACGACGGCCGGCGGUCCUGGUUUGAUUCCGGACUCACUACCUGGCCUGGAGGCGAGCGAUGACAGCAUCGGCGCGACUUCGAGCCUGGACGACCUCUUGCCGCUCGACUACAGCGGGCACCAGAGCCUGAGGUCUUCGAUGACGUUUUCGGACUCCGAUCACGCCGUCAUAGGCCGCGAAUUCAAGUUUGACGACCUGAUUCAUGAUGGUGGUGACAUGUUUGGCACUGACGAACGGGACCCCUUUUUCGACUACACCGUCUAA